Molecule: messenger RNA, 5635 nt
Organism: Dreissena polymorpha
Lineage: Eukaryota; Metazoa; Mollusca; Bivalvia; Myida; Dreissenidae
Product: prenylcysteine oxidase 1-like
Exons: 6
Coding region: 47-1543 (498 amino acids)
Biological process (GO): prenylated protein catabolic process; prenylcysteine catabolic process
Molecular function (GO): prenylcysteine oxidase activity
Source: RefSeq, a predicted model, not a curated record
GUAUUUCCAGUAACCGGUUAUCGACAACAGCACACAUACCGGCAAUAUGGAAAUUAUUUGUCCACGAGUAAUAUUUCUUAUAACAUUGCUAAUUUCUUUUUUAAUUAACUCAUCAUGCAGUGACGAUGAAGUGCCGCGUGUUGGAAUUAUUGGGGCAGGCAUUGGAGGAACAUCGGCCGCCUUUUUUCUCCAGCAGUUGUUUGGCGGAAAAGUAAAGAUUGAUAUCUUCGAAAAGCAGCAUGUUGGCGGUAGGCUGGCUGCUGUGAAGGUUGGCGAAGAAGAGUUCAAUGCUGGUGGAACCAUAAUUCACCCAGCAAACCUCUAUAUGCUGAACUUUACAGAAAUGUUAGGCUUGAAACGUGACACCAAUCCUGAGGCGGGAAGACUUGGCCUAUAUGACGGCAAUGAGAUUGUAUUUUCCACAAGUGCCUAUUCCCCGAUCACACUAGCAAAGCUGUUCUGGAGAUACGGCAUGGAUAUCUAUAACAUAAGGAGCUGGGUGCAGGAGAAUAUACUCAACUGCAUGACUCGGCUCUACAAGUUCCAGGCCACUGGGCAUGCAUUCUCUACAGUGGAGGAUCUGCUGAAUGCCAUGUGCCCUCAUCUGGUGCAGUAUGGAAAGACCUCCAUCAAGGAACUCUUGAAGAAAGAUGGAUUCUCAGAUCGAUUCAUUGAAGAGUUCGUUAUGGGCGCUUUACGUGUAAAUUAUGGGCAGACGACAAGUGUUCAUGGACUUGUAGGUUCGGUAUCUAUGGCAGGAGUUGAGCCUGGGCUGUGGAAUGUUGUCGGUGGCAAUCAGAAGGUGCCCCAGGGGCUGCUGGGCAAGUCAGGUGCCAACCUGAUCAGGGGAAAGGUAACCAGUGUAUCUCUAUCCAGUGAUGGUUCCCCUCCUGUUUACCAGAUUGACUACCUCCCCCAAAAGUCAUCAAAAAAUGGAGACGAUCUUGAGUCGAAAGAAUACGACAUUGUGAUACUAGCCACGCCCUUUUACAAAGCAUUGUCAGACAUAAGCUUUGUGGAUUUCCAGACCAGCAUUGACCCGGUAGACAAUGACUUUCAUCUAACUGUGGCCACGUUUAUGCAGGGACUUCCAAAUGCAUCAUACUUCAACGUAGAUUCAUUGGACGACCUUCCCAGUACUAUCCUCACUACCAAAGAGAACAUUUUCUUUAAUUCGUUAACCAAAAUGAAACCAGUCAAUGACAAGUCAAAACCAUCUGAAAAGCCAGUGUACAGAAUGUUUACAAAUCAUGUUCCAAACGUAGAUGAACUAAAGCAACUUGUCCCUGAGUGGUCUGAUUUAAGAGUGGUUAACUGGAUGGCCUACCCUGAAUACUCUUCAACUGUAAACUUGCCUUCGUUCACCCUCCACGAUCAGAUGUACCACAUUAAUGCUAUUGAAAUGGCUGCGUCCGCCAUGGAAAUGAGUGUCGUUGGAGCAAAGAAUGUGGCCCUCUUGGCGUACUACAGAUAUUUCGGACAUUAUGACAAAAUUGAUGAAAUGUUAUCAGGUGAAACUGCCACAGAUCGUUCUGAUCUCUAGGGUAGCCUUCUAUGUCACAUAGUGGUGCAAUAUGUUUUAAUGAAUUAUUUACUCACUUGUUACAUUCAUGUCUCGUUAAAUGUGUACCAAAGGAUGUUUUAGUAAGUCUUCUUUGGUCACACGCAUAUGAGGUGUACAUUAAUACUUGAAAACCCUGCCAUUUGUGGAUUUUAAAUCACAUUAAUGAGAGCAAACAAGUAUUGAUUAUCCAAUACUCUGUAGCAGUGAUUUGUUUUGCCCAACAUUUCAGCCUCUUACAAGCUGUUUCCCAAUUCCAAAAUGAAACUAUUUUUUUCUGAAUAUCUGACCAAAAUUUCCGCAAAAAUAUGCCAAACCUUUCCAAUAAUUGGUUAAUUUAAUAUACAUCAAUUUAAUUCCCUAGCACUUAAUAAUAUAAAUUUGAAAGCAGUUAAACAUGCAUUUCUAAACAAUUGGUUUACUUUGAUUGAUAAUCAUAAUAAAGUGAUAUUAUGGGCAUCUAACAGUUUAUAGGUGUCUAUCCCAAUCGUUGUUUAUUUUUGGUGUUUUCACUUCAUAAUACACUUAUAUUUGUUAAUGCAGCAUCAACAUACUAAAACAAUAUCCUGGAAAGAGAAAAAUAAUGCAUUUGAAUAUGAACCGUACUUUCGUUUUGACAACUGUCAAUUUGAAUCUUAAUGUAGUUUUAGUGCAAAUUUGUUAAUACAGCACAAAGACACUUUUGUUUUACGUAUCAUUUCGGCUUUAGUGUUUUAUCCAGGCCUAAUCAGCGUGGCAACCUGCCAUGCCCCCUUUUUCGGAGCACCACACUGACCCUUUCAAAGCCAAUUAGCGCCACGUGUACUUUUAUCCAGAUCCAUAUGUAUAAAGUCUUAUCUGCUUUUGCAAUCGCGUGUCUCGGUGUCCCCAAGACGCACAUAUUAAUGCAUGACUGCGUAUGACGCAAUAAAAGAGGGCUUAUUACCCAAAAGUGCUGUAAAAUCAAUAAUCAUUCCGUAUCAAUUAAUUGCUCGAGUUGGUAUAAGCUCCAAAUACAACAUUUUAACUCCGCCAGGCAUUUUUGUGAUGCAUACAUCAUUUUGAUUACCUAAGCGGCAUUUUCAAUGGAAGCAGAUCAGAAAAAGGAGUUUGUUCUUAAGAAAACAGGGUGGGUUUUGUGUCGACGAAUUAAUGAUAGUCAAGUUUCUAAAUGACAAACAAUGACGACCCAAACUUCUGGCGCAGACUAUUUAACUGAAAUAAACCAGCAAUAGUUGUUAUUCAGUCCUCGCGUAUGACUGUUUUUUUUCGCUCACUUACAUGAGGUAGAAAUAAAAUUUACCUAAAUCAAUGAAGUAACGUAUUGUUAUUUAAACUAAAAUGAUCGGAAAUCUUUUGUUAAUAUCAGAAUAUUCGUAAGACACGAGGGCCGUAACAGUAAAGAUUGCUAUUACUUAGAGAUAAGCCAAGUUUUGAAUACUGUGACAGUGUCCAUUACAAGUCAAAUCCUAAUGAUUUUAAAGAACUUGUAUUUACAUGUAUAGCAUUUUUUUGUUUGUUAUUUAAUGACAACCUGGUCCAUGAGUGGCAAACCUGCAUAUACAUGUACCGCCAUUCGUUUGACUCUCAUUGUCACGAGGAACACGCGGAUAUUUCAGGCUGUUUGAAACUUUCUUUGUUCAACGUAUCAUUAAUUAAUGAAUACAGACAAGAUUUAUAGUUAAAAAGUGGCAUUUAUUAAAGGCAUUACGAAACACAUGUAAUUUAGUUCAUUCAGGGACGUAUACAAACACGUGUUUAAGGACGUAUACAAAUGCGUGAUUUUUUCACGAAAAUCAAAGUUUUAAGCUGUGAUUAAAAGUUUCAACAAGUUGAAAACACCCAAUGUGCCCUUUGUUAGAGAAUCGCCGUGCGAAAUGCCUUUUUUAGCUCACCUGUCACGAAGUGACAUGGUGAGCUUAUGUGACCGUGUGAUGUCCAGCGUCCGUUUUGUGUGCGUGUGUGCGUGCGUCCAUCAACAAUAUGUUUGUGUAGACAGUAGAGGUCACAGUUUUCAUCCAAUCUUUAUGAAAUUUGGUCAGAAUGUUUAUCUUGAUGAAAUCUGGGUUGGGAUUGUAUUUGGGUCACCUGGGGUCAAAAACUAGGUCAAUAAGUCAAAUAUCAGAAAAACUUGUGUAGACAAUAGAGGUCACAUUUUUCAUCCAAUCUUUAUGAACUUUAGUCAGUAUGUUUAUCUUGAUGAAAUCUGGGUUUGGAUUGUAUUUGGGUCAUCUGGGGUUAAAAACUAGGUCACUAGGUCAAAUAAAAUAAAAACCUUGUGAAGACAAUAGAGGUCACAGUUUUCAUCCAAUCUUUAUGAAAUUUGGUCAGAAUGUUUAUAUUAAUAAAAUCUGGAUUGGGAUUGUAUUUGGGUCAUCUGGGGUCAGAAACUAGGUCACUAGGUCAAAUCAUAGAAAACCCUUGUGUAGACAAUAGAGGUCACAGUUUUCAUCAGAUCUUAAUUAAAUAUUGUCAGAAUGUUUGUCUUGUUAAAAUCUGUGUUGGGAUUGAAUUUGGAUCAUCUACGGUCAAAAACUAGGUCACUAGGUCAAAUAAAAAACAACUUUUGUAGACAGAAGAGGUCACAGUUUUCAUCCAAACUUAAUUAAAUUUGGCCAGAAUGUUUAUCUUGAUGAAAUCUGGGUUGGGAUUGUAUUUUUGUCAUCUGUGGUCAAAAACUUGGUCACUAGGUCAAAUCAUAGAAAAACCUUGUGUAGACAAUAGAGGUCAUUGUUUUCAUAUGAUCUUGAUGAAGUAUGGUCAGAAUGUUUCUCUUGAUAAUAUCUGAUUUUGGAUCGUAUAUGGGUCAUCUAGGGUCAAAAAUUAGGUCACCGGGCCAAUUCUAGUAAAACCUUUUGUAGAUAAAAGAGGUCACAGUUUUCAUCACGUCUUAAUGACAUUUUGUCAGAAUGUAUUAAUUAAUGAAAUCUUUCUUGGGAUUGUAUAUGGGUCUGAUAGAAUUUAAGUUGAUGUAGCAAGGUUAGCGAUUCAGGGCCAUCAUGGCCCUCUUGUUUUUAAGUCAUUCGCCAUGCCCCUCUGCCCUUCUAGAUUAAACACUAGGCUUACAGGACUCGCCAGUCAUGUAAAAUAUCAAAUAUAUCUUUUUAUUAACAACUGGUAGCAAGAUGAGUUGCAGAUAAUUAAUCAGUUAUCACAUUUUAACUUACUCUUUUGACCUGUUAAUUCUUUUCAGCUCAAUUCAACAGUGAAAAAUGCCCAUAAUAUCACUUUAAUAAUGGUUCAUUUUUCCCAAUUUCAUGGUCUAUUGUGCUUUUUUACGCAAACAAAUAUCAUUUUUAAUCUUUUUACAAUUUUGUUGCAUACAGAUUUCAAUCAUUUCAAUGUAUAAGGUUUUCAUCAAAUAAUAUGCAUGUGUAGAAAAAAUGUUGACAAACGUUCUCGUCAUAACUUUUUUUCCAAACAUCAGAAUUUUCAGAGAACAGUAUUUUGGCACUUGAAAUGCCCUAUUUUAUAUGAAUAUUGCUUCAUGAGAUUGGGAAGUUUAAUGCAAGAUCAUUUUAACAGGGAUAUUUAAUUUGUUUACUGGUAUAACUUGGUAACUUUCAUGAGCCAUGUUUUGGUAUUGACUUAUGUAAUUUUUGCCAUGUUGUACAACCGUACUUCCUGAAACAAAACAAGUUUAUGUUCAGUUACAUGACUAUGUAAAAUUUAAUAAGGAAAUAUGUUCAUUUAUGUUAGGGUUACCAGUAGCCCAAAUGUUUAAUGGCAACUUAAAAUUUUAAUUGGUUCCAACAAAUUCUGUAAACUGGCUUAUUAAAUUUCUAAACAUAUGAAAAAAAGAUGAAUACUUUCUGAUAACAUUAAUUUAAUCUACUGAUUUAAUUUCUUAGUUCCAAUCAUGUUACAGCUUAGAAUAUUGCCAAUGUUUUUGUUGUCAUGUCAUAUGUAAGUUUAAAAUACAUUUACUGUUUACUAGUUUUGACCAUUGAUUUCCUAAUGCAAGACGAGGUGUUUAAAAAACUUGAACAAUGCUGUUAAUGGUUAGUUUUAAUAAUCUACUCUUGUCCACAUUGAAGUACAAAAUGGAGUUAUUUACAAUAAUUGAAUAACAAUUGAAUAAACUCUCAAAAUGUC